Bipolaris sorokiniana ND90Pr is the source of this 1140-nucleotide messenger RNA. RefSeq lists its product as uncharacterized. The record is from RefSeq and is a predicted model, not a curated record. The transcript has a single exon. Bases 1 to 1140 code for a protein of 379 amino acids. Lineage: Eukaryota; Fungi; Ascomycota; Dothideomycetes; Pleosporales; Pleosporaceae.
AUGUCUCGCUAUCCAUUACUUGCAGUUUUGCCAGCUAUCACCACCGACUCAGAAGUAGUCUUUCCAUUGUACAAUUCGCAGGCAAUCUCCGAAUGUGGAGCAACGAACAGCAUGGUUAUUGACUGGAAAAAAGAGGCUAUUUUAUCCGACAUUACGGUCGCAUUUGAAUCAAACCAGCACACAAUGCCGAAAGACGACCCCCAAGUGGUUAUGCUUACUGGCUGCUCUGGUUUACUCGGAAGACAUCUCCUCAACGCACUUGCAAUGCAGCCUUCCAUUCUGAAGAUCAUUUGCGUAGCGGUCCGCCACCUCUCAGACCGCCUUAAGAACGGACAAUUACCCCCACCAAGCGGUCGCAUCAUUUACUACUCAGGCGAUCUCACGGAGCCUAGAUUCGGACUUGAUGAAAGGGAAUGGGCUACGAUUUUCGAUGAGCUUGACCUUGUUAUCCAUAACGGUGCUGAGACGUCUCACAUUAAGCACUACUCAGCUCUUCAAGGUACAAAUGUCGACUCUACAAAACAGCUCGUUCGCUCAUGCCUGUCCCGCAUGGUGCCAAUUCACUACAUCUCAACAGCUAGUAUGUCAACGGCUGUAGGUCUCGACAUCUCGUCAGCAAAAUCAUGCACAGGAGUUGGUUGGGCACCCCCAGUUGAUGGUGCGCUAGGCUAUUUAAGUACAAAAUGGGUGUGUGAGGCUAUGCUAGAGCGCGUUCAUGCUAUGUAUAGACUGCCGAUCGUGAUUCAACGACCCUCGGCCAUUAUUCGCGAAGGUGCCGACACUCGGUCAGAAAUGUUCCAGUACGAUCUUCACAACCAACUCUUGCACUACUCGCACAUUACACAAAAGGUGCCACGAAUCGAGCAUAGGACUUAUCUGUUCGACUUUGUCUCUGUCGAGACAUGCUGUAGAGACCUGAUUCGAAACUUACGAGCUAGCAAAUCCAACCGCGAAGGCAUACUGUACGUGAACAGUGUUAGCGACAAGGUUCUACCCGCAGCAGAGAUGGGAAGCAUUGGACUAGAAAAAGAAGGCAAGAUAUAUGAAGCGGUAUCGGUAGAGGAGUGGGUGCAGGAUGCAGUCUCGGCGGGCAUGCAUUCAGCUAUGGCAGCGUUAGUAUUGUGUUCCCUGAUUUCAUAG